UUGUUUUGCGAUCGAUUGACGGACGUACAUAAACACGAGGAAAAUAAAUGACUAACGCCAAAAAAAUGCAUAGAAAUAUGAACGCUUUCCAAAAAGUCGAGGUUGUAUCUUCAACUGCUAAAGUGGCGGAUACUUGCAAAUACAAUUUGCGGUGUAAUCGCAACGUCAGUGAAAAAAUGAUGAAGAAGGACUUCAUUUAUGACAUUCCUACCUCUAUGCAGACCGUGAAAAAGCUGGAAGUACAAAAACGACCAUUUAUACUCCAAUUACAACUAAAGCGAAAACCAAAUGUUGGCUCGAAGACGUCGACGUAUACUGUAGUUCCAGAAAAAGCAGCUCAUGAUGGUAGUGGUGAUGCUGUUGUUGCAGGCCGACGGGAUUUAGAAUACAAAUGUAAUUUCUGUCAGGAACCAAUCGCCACUUUAUUUUCUCUAUCUACGCAUGUUAAGUUUCACUGUAAACCAUACUGCAAGAUCUGUUACUGGAUUUUGCGCGAAAACGAGACAAUGGAACAACACACUGGCAGUUAUCAUCAGAGAUUGGGUCAAAAUUUAACAAAAUUCUAGUAUCGAAACGUCU
This is a messenger RNA of Pseudomyrmex gracilis, 579 nucleotides long. RefSeq lists its product as uncharacterized. The transcript has 3 exons. The coding region runs from base 48 to 566 and encodes 172 amino acids. The record is from RefSeq and is a predicted model, not a curated record. NCBI's taxonomy places the organism in Eukaryota, Metazoa, Arthropoda, Insecta, Hymenoptera, Formicidae.